AUGAAGCGCAAGAUCGGGGCCUUGGAGAAGGUCGACGCCGACUUGCCCAAUUUGCAGCACAAAAUCAAGUCCGACGCGAGCUCAUACAAGGAUGAUUUUAUGGGACAGUGGGAGCAGUACACGUCUAUGCUGCAGAUUUUCUUGCAAUCGCCCACCACUACCGACGACAAUGGCAUAGUCCGCCUGCGUGACUUGAUCGACUUCAUAUCUCAUGUCUCCGACUGCUAUCCGAGCAUAACAAAGAACUUCCCGCAAGACUUGAUAUCCCUUCUCGAAUUGCACCACGCCACUCUCGAAGCCGAAUUGCGCGACAAGAUCGUAGGCAGCCUGGUGUUGCUGCGUAAGAAAGAGAUCAUGGACUCGAUCACUUUGCUGAACACAUUAUGGCCAUUGCUUGUUUCUACACCUUCCAAGUCGUUGCGAGCUUUGCUCUUUCAAAAGAUCGUGUCAGAUCUGCGUACAUCGAACAAUAAGACCAAGAACCACAAGCUCAACCGGGCUGUCCAGACAUUGUGCUACAAUCUGAUCGCUUCAGACCCAGCAUCACCGAAGGGACUCUGGGCCGUCAAGCUUACGAGGGAGUUGUGGAAGCGGUCGGUGUGGACAGAUGCAAAAGCGGUCAGCGUAAUGGAAGCAGCAGCGCUCAGUCAAGAUGCGAAGGUGGUGACAAGCGGUGUGCGGUUCUUUUUAGGAUCAGAUCAAGAGCGAGAAGAGGCGGCGGAAGACAGCGACGAUGAGAGCGAUAUCGAUAUGGCAAAGUUGCGACACCAGGUCGGCAUCAACAAGAAGAGCACAAAGAGGGAGAAGGAGCUGAAAACGGCCAAGGCAAAGGUCAAGAGGAAGGAGCGACGCAAGAACACAACCCAGACAUUGAACUUCAGCGCCCUACAUCUGCUGCACGACCCACAAGGAUUCGCCGAAAAGCUUUUUCAACAGCAUUUGCAGCCCAGCCAGCCGAAAGUGCGACUGAAUCUCGAGCAGAAGCUACACGUGCUACAGCUGGCUUCGAGACUGGUCGGUCUGCAUAAGCUGACACUAAUACCGCUCUAUUCCUACUUCCUCAAGUACUUGACGCCAAAGCAACCCAGUGUGACCAGCUUUCUAGCAUCGUUAGCGUCAGCCACACACAGCUUGGUCCCACCGGAUGUGCUGGAGCCACUUAUCGUGAAGAUUGCUAAUGAGUUCGUGUCAGAGGCAAGCGCAGCAGAGGUAGCCUCAGCGGGUCUGAAUGGCAUUCGUGAAGUCUGCGUGAGACAACCACUUGCGAUGACGGAGACACUUCUUCAGGACUUGGUGCAGUAUCGAAAGAGCAAGGAUAAGGGCACACAAAUGGCAGCAAGAGGACUGUUAUCAUUAUACCGUGAGGUCGGUGCAGAAAUGCUCAAGAAGCGAGAUCGAGGUCGGGAUGCUGCACUUGGCCUGCGAGCAGGCACCAAUGCAGCGGCGCGGUUCGGUGAGGUCGAAGGUGGCGGCAUUGAAGGUCUGGAGCUGCUUGAGAAGUGGAGAGAAGAGCAAGGCAUUGGUGAGGACGAGGACGAAGAGGCAUGGCGGAGGUGGGAGGCAGAGAGUGAUGACAGCGAAAGCAGUGGCGGCUGGAUCAAUGUGGAGAGUGACGGCGAGGAUAUCAAUAUCUCUGAUUCUGAGGAUGAGAAGCCGGCACAGAAGAAGAAAGCUGAAAAAGCGGAAAACAAGGAGAUCGAGGACGCUCCACAAGACGACGACGUGCGAACAGAAGGCCGCAAUACUGCCUCGCUCGAGCCGGAGGCGGCGAUCAGACGUGAAGAGGCUCGCCUGUCGAAACUUGCUACAACACAUAUCCUGACACCGGCAGAUUUGGAGAAGUUGAAGGAGCUACGGCAGAGUGCAGCCAUCACUGCAGCACUACCUACGGCCAAGCGACGGAAGAUGAUGCAAGCACAGCAGCUCACGAAUGCUCAACGUCACGCAGAUGAUGAAGUGACCGCCGAGCAGAUCGAGGGCUUGGCAAAGCUCAACCACAAGACGACAAAGGAAGAGAAAGUGGCGAUGGCAAAGGAGGCCCAUGAGAAUGACCACCGAUCCACCGCCGCAAGACGGAAGGAAAAGAAGGAGAGCGAACACAAGAGUACGACUAACAAGGAGAAGGCGAGGAAGAAGAACAUGAUCAUGACGCUGGGCAAGGCGAAGAGAAAGGGUAAGAGGAGUCUGGUGGAGCAUCGAAGGGUUCUCAAGGCGCAUGUUGAUCGCAAGAAGCGAGGUGGUAGGCGAGGAAAUCAGUAGGGAAAGGGCUAGUCGCCGUAACUUCGUAUGCUCGUUCGUAGCUUGUUGCCUCAGCUCGCGAGGUUGCGAAUGAGGCGUCGAGGACUUUUGUCUGUGCAAGUGAAGCGCACAUGCUAGCGCGGGACCAGCGCACGGACGAGUCGCUUUUCUAUAUAAGGCUUCCCAAACUUCUUACUCGAC
This is a messenger RNA of Pseudocercospora fijiensis CIRAD86, 2439 nucleotides long. RefSeq lists its product as uncharacterized. The coding region runs from base 1 to 2259 and encodes 752 amino acids. The transcript has a single exon. The record is from RefSeq and is a predicted model, not a curated record. Gene Ontology annotation, biological process: ribosomal large subunit export from nucleus; ribosomal large subunit biogenesis. Gene Ontology annotation, cellular component: nucleolus. NCBI's taxonomy places the organism in Eukaryota, Fungi, Ascomycota, Dothideomycetes, Mycosphaerellales, Mycosphaerellaceae.